AUGACGUUGGCGGCUAUCGAGGUCGUCGUCAGUACUCCAGUCACAAUCGUUACACGUUACUGUUUGCUUACCAUUUCCCACAACGUCCAUCGCACAACUUCAAGCAUCAACUUUCAAGAGCUCAUCACCGAUGUCGACGCUAUAAGUCUCAUCCACGGCCCAGGGCGACCGUUACGCGGGAGACACGACGAACGAGCUUCGAUCAGAACCAAUUUCAUAUUCACGACCACCUUCAGCACAAUGCCUAGUGCCGUCACAAUCAGCUGCAGGAAAGCAAAUCGUUGA
This is a messenger RNA of Laccaria bicolor S238N-H82, 285 nucleotides long. RefSeq lists its product as uncharacterized. Bases 1 to 285 code for a protein of 94 amino acids. NCBI's taxonomy places the organism in Eukaryota, Fungi, Basidiomycota, Agaricomycetes, Agaricales, Hydnangiaceae. The transcript is spliced from 5 exons. The record is from RefSeq and is a predicted model, not a curated record.